AUGGCCCAUCCUGUCAGUUAUGGACAGGUCAUUGAAUACAUCCAAGAUCGCCUAUACCUAGCAUCCUACGCCCAAGCUCCCAACGAGAGCACUCCUUUCCCAUAUCCUGCUCAAGCCAAGCGGUCUCCGCACAAGAAAUCGUCCAGGUCGCAAGCAGGUCCAACCAGCGCUACCCUGCGACCCCCGCCGGUCUACUUCACGAUUGACGACACCCUUCUCUACAAUGCUUUCCACGCCGACUUCGGUCCGCUGCAUAUUGGUCAUCUGUACAGAUUUGCUGUCCAAUUCCACGAGAUCCUAGGAGAUCCGGCAAACAAUGACAAGGCUGUGGUGUUUUGGAGUCGAGCAGACUCCCGGAGUCGGGCCAACGCCGCAUGUCUGGUGGCGUGCUACAUGGUCCUGAUACAAGCAUGGCCUCCUCACCUUGCCCUUGCGCCAAUUGCACAAGCAGAUCCUCCCUACAUGCCCUUCCGAGACGCAGGUUACAGCCAAGCCGAUUUUAUCCUCAACAUUCAGGAUGUCGUUUACGGUGUGUGGAAAGCAAAGGAAGAAAAUCUAUGCCAACUUAAGGAGUUCAAUUUAGAAGAAUACGAACGAUAUGAAAGAGUAGAUAUGGGAGACUUCAACUGGGUUUCACCACAGUUCGUCGCCUUUGCUUCACCCCAGUCAGAGCCUACGGCCCCAAUACCAAUCUCAUUUCCAGCUUACGCAACUCUGCCAACUUGCGUCCCAGAAAUUCCAAGCGCGAGAAUAUCGCAGCCCUUCAAGAACGUCCUCACUCAUUUCGUCCAGCGGGAUGUUGGUCUCGUGGUCCGAUUGAACUCGGAGUUGUACUGCCCGACAUACUUUACUGCUCUUGGUAUUGAACACGUUGACAUGAUCUUUGAAGACGGCACGUGUCCUACGCUGCCCAUUGUUCGGAAAUUCAUCAAGCUAGCUCAUGACAUGAUUGCCAAGAACAAAUCCAUCGCUGUUCAUUGCAAAGCCGGCCUUGGAAGAACGGGAUGCUUGAUUGGAGCUUAUCUGAUCUAUCGCCAUGGCUUCACUGCCAACGAGGUCAUUGCAUUCAUGCGAUUCAUGCGACCUGGGAUGGUUGUAGGUCCACAGCAGCAUUGGCUACACCUCAACCAAGGAAAAUUCCGAGAGUGGUAUCUGGAAGAUCAAUGGAAGGCAAAGAUGGAACUCGCAAAGCCUGCUACGCCUCGCACCAUGUCAACGAAGACACCUAUGCGCAUCGCUAGCGGUGGUGUGCAACAAUCAACGCCUGAUCGAUCAGGUGCACGGCGAUCUGCCCUUGGUGAAAUCGAUGGUAACGACGUCACCAAAUCAGAGCCUUACCAGGAUGAGAACCUGCCAGCACCGACACCUGGGCAGCCAAGGAAAUAUGCUCGUAUGGAUUCGAGAAACCAUCCCUAUGCACGAUCUACCUCGGGCGCCGUCCGUGUCAACGGUGCCAAGUCAGAGAGUGACGCUUCUUUCCGACGCAGUGUGAAUGGAGCGGAUAGCGAAGAAGAACUGAUUCUUCAGAGAGCUGCAUCUCGAAGAAGCCAAAGCAAGAGCCCGAUGGGAAGCAAGGGCAAGUCCCGCAGUGUCUCGUACACAACCACCACUACAACCGUGACAAAAUCAUUCGAUAUCGGAGAUGAAAUGAACAUCUACGAGGAUGAAGGUGAUGCCAACUUUCAACUCGAAGACACCAACGCAAUCUGGGACGAGCUUGCUCAGGAACAAGAAAACCUCAAGCUCAGCACCGUGAGUGAGAAGGGAUCCCGACCAAAGACGCCGAGAGCUGCCAGUGGUAUGGGUGCCAUGAGCGUUUCAAAGACUAGAUCUUUGAGAGAAUCUCCUCGUCGAAGUGGUGGUGAAGACAAGACCAAGGUGCGCAAGACCAGUGGCCGAGUGGGAAGUGCGAGCCAUGGUCCAAUUGGCGUGAAGCGGUGA
Molecule: messenger RNA, 1941 nt
Organism: Exophiala spinifera
Lineage: Eukaryota; Fungi; Ascomycota; Eurotiomycetes; Chaetothyriales; Herpotrichiellaceae
Exons: 3
Coding region: 1-1941 (646 amino acids)
Biological process (GO): positive regulation of cytokinesis; regulation of exit from mitosis; microtubule cytoskeleton organization
Cellular component (GO): mitotic spindle; centrosome; mitotic spindle pole body
Molecular function (GO): protein serine/threonine phosphatase activity; protein tyrosine/serine/threonine phosphatase activity
Source: RefSeq, a predicted model, not a curated record